UGAGCCCUACCAGAACGGCUAGCACGAUCGGAAUCUUUGACAGCGGGCUAACAUGAUGUCCUGGAGUGACUCAUCUGUAGGCGCUCGGCGGCGAUUUGUAUUGGCUUGGGUUUGAGGGCUUGCCCUCAGCGCAGCACCAGCCACAUGUACGUCAUACGCCCUGGCGGAUAUGUGGCGCUGUUGCUGAGUCAACCAGCGCGCACAGCUUGUGAAUCCGCGACCAGUCUGCGCAACGGCAAUCAAGCUACCUUCGCUAUGGGGCAUAACUCAUCGCUAUGUUUAUGUCGCAAACUCCUCUAACAGCGCAUCAGAAUAUCACACCGCCUUCUAGCUUCACAGACCCGCCGUUGACGCCCCCGCCGACCGACGAGAAGCCCUUUGCUCAUGCCCGCACCGCCGCCAGCGCUCUAUCCCCACGACUCUCCGCGUCCACUUCUCGCAGCCCGACUACGACAGCAAUGACAACGCCAUCCCCUUCGCCCAUCCCCCUACCUUGUGUCUCCCCAAGAGCCUUCAUCGCCGACCAAUCCCUCUCUCCUCGAAGCGAAAGCGAAAGUGAGAGCAUGCGCCUGCUGAAACAGUUCCUUCAACGUCCCGCCCGUCUUACCGUCCGAAACGCCAACCCAUCAUAUGAGACGACUACCGACAAUAAGGAAACAAGGCACAGCAUCUGUGACACGAGCGGGGGCUGGUGCAUAUGCUUUGGGAUGAGGGAGGACAGCAAGUGCGACUUGUGGGGAGCGCCCGUUAUCAAGAAAAUGGUGGGAUGAGGUUUGAAGAGCACUUAGAAUGGCGGUGAAGAGACUGUAAGUUCUUUCUUUAAGCUAUUCAUAGUGAUACAGAAUCAUUUGUUUGACC
Molecule: messenger RNA, 858 nt
Organism: Trematosphaeria pertusa
Lineage: Eukaryota; Fungi; Ascomycota; Dothideomycetes; Pleosporales; Trematosphaeriaceae
Exons: 1
Coding region: 276-770 (164 amino acids)
Source: RefSeq, a predicted model, not a curated record